Dermochelys coriacea (leatherback sea turtle) is the source of this 4588-nucleotide messenger RNA. RefSeq names its product C9orf72-SMCR8 complex subunit (gene C9orf72). Gene Ontology annotation, biological process: endocytosis; autophagy. The record is from RefSeq and is a predicted model, not a curated record. The coding region runs from base 1478 to 2923 and encodes 481 amino acids. Gene Ontology annotation, cellular component: endosome; autophagosome. The transcript is spliced from 11 exons. NCBI's taxonomy places the organism in Eukaryota, Metazoa, Chordata, Testudines, Dermochelyidae. Gene Ontology annotation, molecular function: guanyl-nucleotide exchange factor activity.
GUGCAGAGUAUCCUUAGGAGUAAUUGAAGUGCUACAGCGGUUCAGCAUUUCACUUGUAGACAAACUAAGGGUAGGGGGAAGAGACAAACACUUGGGAUAAGUUCAAAUUUUGUUUAAUAUACAGUUAGUGCAAAAAUGUUACAACUAGAGCUGAUCAAAAACUUUUUUUGUGAAAAAGUAUCUUUUUUUUCAGCCAGCUGUAAUGAUAAUAAGCCACUCAAGUGUUAUGUUUUAAAUAAAAUGGAUCUGAUUGUAGAUGGUAGGAUGAAAGAGAAAAACCGUCUGAAAUUUGCAUAAGUCACUAAAACCAGAAAGCACUAGAGCUGUUCAAAAAAGAGUCAGUCGUCAGCACCUGGAUAACUUAGGGUCUUGUGCUUUAAGAAUGAAAAAAUUUCAAUAGUAAUUUAAUAAACGCCUAGGGUUGGUACUGUCUAUAUUCCAUUAGUACUGCUAAUAUCUGUUAUCUUGCAUUCUUCUCCAUUGUGAGGGAUUUGUUUCUGACUCACCAUUUUUUUUAAUAUGUUGAUCCCCAUUUUGUUGAACUCAGCAAGUCCAACAUAUUUGUGAAGUAAACCCUGAUUUACCUGCUUUAUACAUGUUUUGAGGCUUGAUUGAUUUCAGUUUAUAAAACGUCUGUUUCCCCUCAAUCCCAAUUCAAGCUCUGUGGCAAGCAACCUUAAACUUCAGAGUCUUUAGUUUUCUCUUUGGAAUAUGCUGGUGUCUUUCCUGCAGGCUCUAUGAAGAAUGUUGCAGUUGAAUAUAUGAUUUCUCUCUUGCACAUCUCAAAUGUAUAUGUAGUCCAAAUACAAAAAAGUCUGUAUUUUCUAAAAUUAUUUACAUUUUGAGACAUGUACAGUUUGACACUUUGGGGGAGGGAGGUGAAAAAAUAGGCUCUCACCAGUAUCUAAGAAGUGCAUCUGUCAUUAUGCUAUAUGUUCUCUCUUAAGAAUUUGAACUUAGAAAAUGAAUGUUUUUCUUCUUUUAAGCUCCACUCAUACUCUGAAAACUGCAAGGACUCAUAGAUCUGCCUGCAUGGUUCUCCAUGCAGGACCAGAAAAUACUUAAGCAAACGUGCUGUUUUUUUAAGUGUAUAAGCACUUACAAUAUUUUUUUGCAGAGGUGAAUAAAACAAUCUGACUUUUGUGGAAGAAACUUCUUCAGUAGAACAUUAUAAACAGUACUAGCAAUUGAUGCUCAUGUGCAGAAGUUGCAGGAUAUAGAUAACUAUUGUAACUCGAGAGAUGCUUUGGUGGUUGAGUGAUAGGUUUCUGCUCAGAAAGGACCUUUCUUUCUUAUAUGGGGAAGUUGUGGCUCCUCCCUAAAUCAGUAAUGCUUUUAACUUCAUUAUUCUUUUGUUUGUGAGUGGGGCAGGGAGGCGAUGUAUGCCAAAGUCAUACCAUGUCUAGCCGUUGUAAAUAGUAUGCUUUUUUCUAGGUGAUGGAAAAAAUCUCUAUGAUGUGACAGUUAAGAAGCAGUCAUGUCAACUCUCUGUCCACCUCCUUCUCCUGCAGUUGCCAAGACGGAGAUCUCGUUGAAUGGGGACUCACCAUUACUAGCUGCUACUUUUGCCUACUGGGACAAUAUUCUUGGACCUAGAGUCAGACACAUCUGGGCCCCAAAGGCAGAACAGAUGCUUCUCAGUGAUGGAGAAAUAACUUUUCUUGCAAAUCACACAUUGAAUGGGGAAAUACUUAGGAAUGCAGAGAGUGGAGCAAUAGAUGUGAAGUUUUUUGUCUUGGCAGAAAAAGGAGUAAUUAUUGUGUCAUUAAUCUUUGAUGGAAACUGGAAUGGGGACAGAAGUACAUAUGGACUAUCAAUUAUACUUCCACAAAGUGAACUUGGCUUCUAUCUUCCUCUUCACAGAGUGUGUGUUGAUAGGUUAACGAAUAUUAUAAGGAAAGGAAGAAUAUGGAUGCAUAAGGAGAGGCAAGAACAUUUCCAGAAGAUUGUCUUGGAAAGCACGGAGAGAAUGGAGGAUCAGGGCCAAAGCAUCAUUCCAAUGCUGACAGGAGAAGUUAUUCCUGUAAUGGAACUUCUUUCAUCUAUGAAAUCCCACAGUGUGCCAGAAGAAAUAGAUAUAAGUGAUACAGUGUUAAAUGAUGAUGACAUUGGAGACAGUUGCCAUGAAGGUUUUCUCCUCAAUGCCAUCAGUUCACACCUACAAACUUGUGGUUGCUCUGUGGUUGUAGGUAGCAGUGCAGAGAAAGUUAAUAAGAUAGUGAGGACAUUGUGUCUGUUUCUUACUCCAUCAGAACGGAAGUGUUCCAGACUCUGUAGAAAUGAAUCUUCCUUCAAAUAUGAAUCAGGACUCUUUGUACAAGGAUUGCUCAAGGAUGCAACUGGAAGCUUUGUGUUGCCCUUCCGUCAAGUAAUGUAUGCUCCAUAUCCUACUACACAUAUAGAUGUGGAUGUCAACACAGUGAAGCAGAUGCCUCCUUGCCAUGAACAUAUCUAUAACCAACGGCGAUACAUGAGGUCCGAGCUGGCAGCAUUUUGGAGAGCCAAUUCAGAUGAAGAGAUGGCUCAGGAUAUCACUAUCCACACAGAUGAAAGCUUCACUCCUGAUUUGAAUGUUUUUCAAGAUGUCCUGCAUCGUGAUACGUUAGUAAAAGCCUUCCUGGAGCAGGUCUUUCAUUUGAAACCUGGCUUGUCUCUGAGGAGUACUUUCCUUGCCCAGUUUCUGCUAGUCCUUCAUAGAAAAGCCUUAACUCUCAUAAAGUACAUAGAGGAUGAUACGCAGAAAGGAAAAAAGCCUUUUAAGUCUCUCCGUAGCUUAAAAAUAGACCUUGACUUAACAGCAGAGGGCGAUCUUAACAUAAUAAUGGCUUUAGCUGAGAAGAUCAAACCUGGUCUACAUUCGUUUAUCUUUGGGAGACCCUUCUACACUAGUGUACAAGAACGUGAUGUACUAAUGACAUUUUAAAGAUCCUGUACGCUGCUGAAAGCUAGUAAUGUAAACACCAUUUUUCCCUUUUUGUUAAGCACAGUCUUGCACCCUAAUGCAGCGACUGAAAGCAAGUUACACUACAAUCCAGUAAAAGUGGGGAGGGAGCAUUAUUAGAGGGAAAGUCACUUCAGUUAGGGAAGCACACUUAAAAAGAGCCCUUUUUUGUUGUUUACAGUGAAAGUAAAGAUUGCAGUAGUUUUAAUGAUAUUUUGGGUUUGUUGUGUAAACUUUGCCACAGUUGUGGCUUAAACUGAUUUAAAGGGAGGCUUUUGUAUUGAUUGUUUAGAGAGAUCAUACAACUUCCCCACCAUUUCCCUUCAAUUUUGUGUCCCUCUUUGUCCUGCUAUCAGUAUUUCCUAGUGUUGUCAUGGAAAACAGUACUACUUGUCCUCUCCAUUAUGGAGGGGACUGCCUUUUGUGAAACAGAAACUGGAAGGACAGAUUUAACUUUUUUUUUGUGUGUGUUCUGUCUUCUUUCCUAUGUGUGGGGCUAGCAUGAAAAACACCUUCCCUGUUCCCCAUUCCAACUUCACCAGAAAUAUUUGUGCUACUUUGUGAUGCAUUUAAAAGGAUAUUAAAAAGAAACUAAAGAUAAAAGUACUGUACAGCAUUAUCCUUGGGAGCCAGAGUGCUGCCUUUUAGUGGAUUGUAAAGCCAAACUGAUCUGUAGAAUGCUGCUUUUAUAACGGGGUCAUCAUUUAAGCUGCUUUGCAUGUAUAAGUGCUAACCAGGAUAUUCUGUCACUGACUAUGUUGAACCCAUCAUUUCAGUGUUUAAUGACCCAACAUAAUUGAGCUCUUUGAGAAAACAAAACAGGAAAAUUAGGUUUUAUACUUGGAUAGCCAUUGCCAACCUUUCUUUUUAUAAUCGACUCCUAUUCUUUUUAUGAGUAAGAACAAGGGCCCCAUUAAAACACUAGACCGCCUGUGCCUUUGUUCUUUUUGGAAAUAACCUAUGGGAUAUAGCCAAACUUCAAGAUAGACACUUUCUUUUCAUGUUACCUUUGUCAUAUGUUCAGCAUAACUUCAUUAAGAAAUCCAUGUGGCUGUUAAAUAAUAAGAAUAAUAGUGUUGAUGGAAAAACAAACUCUGGUUCAAUGAGAUGCUAAUCUCCCUCUUCCACGCCAACACGCUUACCUCUCAGUCCACUUGUUUUGCUUUGCAUAGAGAAGAUAAAGAACAGCAGGAAGUCAGGAAAUGUAUUUUACCUGCUUUCACAGCAUUUCUUACUUCAAUAAUCUGAGUUGUUGGAUGUAUUUUUCAGAUUCCGCAGAAGCUUUUCAGGUUUUGCCGUUGGGCUACAUGGUGUACUAUGCUAAGAGAUAGCAGCACACAAAGCAGAUGCAUCAAUCUGUCUUCUCCCUUUUUCCUUUCUCCACCCCUUUUUAAAAAAAAAAAAAAGUCGGGAAUCUACUUCUGUAAAUGUAGUGUGUUAGUGAUAUUCUAUGAUUAGAGAUUCCUUGCUAAAAAACUAGGUUGGUAACUGGAGAUCUAGGCAGCCAGUGUUGCUUUACUACUUAAGCCCUUGUUAUAACUUCCUUUUUUUUUUUAAGGAUGUGUUUGCUCUGUGAACUACUCAUUUUCUAACUCAGUUUCAUUAGUUGAGACAUAAGACAUAACACUUCAGAAUAAUGGAUUUUUC